Messenger RNA from Homo sapiens (human), 1395 nucleotides. It is a transcript of the gene TM2D3, whose product is annotated as TM2 domain containing 3. The record is from RefSeq and is marked reviewed. The coding region runs from base 21 to 764 and encodes 247 amino acids. The transcript is spliced from 6 exons. Gene Ontology annotation, cellular component: endoplasmic reticulum; cytoplasmic vesicle; plasma membrane. Lineage: Eukaryota; Metazoa; Chordata; Mammalia; Primates; Hominidae. Gene Ontology annotation, biological process: G protein-coupled receptor signaling pathway.
AGUGCGCAGGCGCUGGCAAGAUGGCGGGAGGGGUGCUCCCGCUGAGGGGCCUCCGCGCCUUGUGUCGCGUGCUGCUCUUCCUCUCGCAGUUCUGCAUUCUGUCGGGCGGUGAGCAAUCGCAGGCGCUGGCUCAGUCAAUAAAGGAUCCGGGCCCAACACGCACAUUCACAGUAGUUCCCAGGGCAGCAGAAAGUACUGAAAUCCCACCUUAUGUGAUGAAGUGUCCGAGCAAUGGUUUGUGUAGCAGGCUUCCUGCAGACUGUAUAGACUGCACAACAAAUUUCUCCUGUACCUAUGGGAAGCCUGUCACUUUUGACUGUGCAGUGAAACCAUCUGUUACCUGUGUUGAUCAAGACUUCAAAUCCCAAAAGAACUUCAUCAUUAACAUGACUUGCAGAUUUUGCUGGCAGCUUCCUGAAACAGAUUACGAGUGUACCAACUCCACCAGCUGCAUGACGGUGUCCUGUCCUCGGCAGCGCUACCCUGCCAACUGCACGGUGCGGGACCACGUCCACUGCUUGGGUAACCGUACUUUUCCCAAAAUGCUAUAUUGCAAUUGGACUGGAGGCUAUAAGUGGUCUACGGCUCUGGCUCUAAGCAUCACCCUCGGUGGGUUUGGAGCAGACCGUUUCUACCUGGGCCAGUGGCGGGAAGGCCUCGGCAAGCUCUUCAGCUUCGGUGGCCUGGGAAUAUGGACGCUGAUAGACGUCCUGCUCAUUGGAGUUGGCUAUGUUGGACCAGCAGAUGGCUCUUUGUACAUUUAGCUGUGGUGUGUGCUUCAGAAAGGAGCAGGGCUUAGAAAAAGCCCUUUUGUCCGUAGGAGUUGAUGUGGUGUGAGUGAUAUAUUUCUAUGUUUUUAAUGUACAGCAUCUGUACUUUGUUUGCCUUGAUAAAGGUAAGAUAAAUGAAACGCUGAACUAUGCUAAUCUGGAAUUUGUUUUUAUUUGCCUGAAAUAUAUUUUUUUCUGUGAAAAAAUUAAAACGUACUUAAGCCAGGAGAAUGAAUUAUACAGUGAUUGAAAAUCCAUUUAAUUCCUAUGACUUUUGUUUUGUAUUGCCCAAGUCAAACUACAUCACUUGUAUCUCCAGCCCAAAUGUAGUCUGCCUUGAAAAGUCUUUCAGCUGUGACUGCAGGAAGUGGGAGUGUUUUUAUUGUUAGCUAAUUGCUGUGACUGCAGGAAGUGGGAGUGUUUCUGUUGUUGGCUAAUUGAAGUUAUUAGGCUCAGCUUCAGUCAUGUGUAAGUUUUGCAGUGUAAUACAUAUGUAGUCUGGUCUGUAUAUAUGAAAAUUUGAAUUAAACUGCAGAAUGUUUAUGUCUAGUUAUGGUUUAAAUUUUCUUAGUAGUAUAUAAAAGGUAAGAGUACUGAAAAAUUAAUAAAAUUGCAAGUUAAGAAA